GGCGCAUUAUAUGCCGAGUCUGUUUCCAGCAGGAAGGGGUUUUAAAACCAGCAGAGACUUCAGGAGCAACUGAGGAAAACAGGAGUGAAAUAAACAUGCAAGAGAGUCAAUCUUGAAUUGCGUUGAUCCGGAAGAAUCACAUAUUUUAUUUACGAAGAUCAACUGGAUGGCUCAGAGAAAAUCGAAGGCAGCAAGACUCCCAGGAGCGAAGAGGGAGAUUGGACCCGGAGAAAGUUAUAUACAUUGGAGACUGAAAUAACUUCGCGGUUUUGAGUUACGGUGACGAAAACAUUAGCAUUUAUGUAUACAAUAUUCAGACCAUUGGGAGCCAUUAAAUCUAAAAUUAUUUACAAAUCUUCCUCGUAGCCUGAACUAAAACAGCAAGAAUGAGUGAAUUAAGCGAUAAAUGGUGAUUUGCGUUGUUCUUCAGCCAUAAUUCAGCCUUUAACCUUUACGAUUCAUAAAAAGGUUGUAAACACAGAGUACAUUUGUAGUUUUCGAGCCUGGGACAAUACGGAGAACAGGAGGUAUAAUUAAAUUAAACUAAACAGUUCUAAAGCUGUAGCUUCUAUUACGAACGGGCCGAUUAGCGAAAUACAGGAUUAAGUAAUUGCAUGGGAGGUAAAGGCUUUCGGUGUCGGUAGAAGAAAACACACCAUAUUUUCAAUGUUUAUGUCUUUCCGAUACAACUCUUUAGAAGAUACAACUCGGAUAAGGUAGAACAAAAGAAAAGGGGGACAAAAAUACCACAAAAAUAUUUUAAAAGCAGCUGAAGAAUCUGGGAAACUUCUGAAGUGUUUUCUAUUGGACUUUCUGCAUGGGGUUCACAUUUAUCUGACAGAAAUGGGAGGAUGUGUCGGCAGAGAACGGGCAGACACCCAGGGGUCAACGAGGACCAACGCACGCAACCCACGUAAGCGUGGAGGUCGAAAUGAGCCCCUCAAGAAAGACAAGCCCAAGUGGAAGAGUGACUAUCCAAUGACUGAGGGUCAACUGCGAAGCAAGAGAGACGAGUUCUGGGAUACUGCACCAGCAUUUGAGGGCCGGAAAGAGAUUUGGGAUGCACUAAAGGCUGCAGCUGUUGCUAUCGAGUGCAAUGAUCAUGAGCUUGCACAAGCUAUUGUUGAUGGGGCAAAUAUAACUCUCCCACAUGGAUCACUGACAGAGUGCUAUGAUGAGCUGGGAAACCGCUACCAGCUUCCAGUAUAUUGUCUUGCUCCACCAGUAAACCUUAUCAGUGAACGUAGUGAAGAGGAAUCUUCAAACACACCAGAGCCUCAAUCUGGCACUAAACGAGAGUUUCAAUUAAAAGUGCGUCUGUCAACAGGAAAGGAUCUACGUCUCAAUGCAAGUAUGUCUGAUACUAUUGGACAGUUAAAGAAACAGCUUCAGGUCCAGGAGGACAUUGACCCAGCACACCAGCGCUGGUUCUUCUCAGGGAAAUUGCUCACUGACAAAACCAGGUUACAGGAAACCAAAAUUCAGAAAGAUUUUGUGAUCCAGGUUAUAGUAAAUAAAGUGAGUGCACCCAACUGAGGAAAUGAACAGCGGUUUGUAUUAGGGGAUUUUAUUCUUGCUUGUUACUUUAUACAACAUUUAAAAAUAAAUAAAUGCAGAUCAUUAUGCAUAAUUUGCUCUGGUAUGGGAGAGGUGAUCUAAGUAGAUUAACAGUGCUUCUUCAAUUUGUAGUGUAAAAUCUCAGGGACACAAUACUCUUUGAGUGCAGUGAAGUUAAACAAUGGCUUUUUCAAAACUGUGUAGUACUUUAAGUACAAACUUAGGGGGAAGUGACAGUUGGUUGGGAGAACUGGAAAUUCAUGCUUAUAAAUAGAGAUUAAGCUUUGUAAAAAUGUAAGCUAAGUGUGUGAGCAUAAUGAUUUUAGGGCUAUAUGUAUAUCUUAAAUUAUUAGUGUGUUCUGUUAAUUUUUUGGACACCCAAGAGCCUUUAAAUAAGAAGAGUAUGUGCUCAGCCCUGUGAUACUGCUCCAAUCUUUUAACAUGUUUUCUGAUCAGAUAAAAAUAAAUAUUUUAGUAUAGUUUGUUCUUUGACAAAUUCAUUUUAGAGAACCAUAAUCUACUGAUAUUUUGUAAAAGCCAAAAUAUAUAUUUGUUCAUCCUAUUAAUGGUCGACUGAAAAAAUGAAACAGAAGGGUUUAAGAAGACAAGGUCUCUUUUUAGCACUAGUAUGGAUGAUUUUUGACCACUCUUCUGGACUUUAAUUUGUAAUGUAUGUUAAAUUUUCAUUCCUAUGGGUUAACUGAAAAUAUUUGUGAAUGCUACCAAAAAAUGAGCAAGCAGUUUGUCUUUGACCUAGAAACUAAUCAGAAAAUUCAAGGAAUGGUUAAUGGACAUUGAAAUUGAAAAUCCAAGUGGUUAAUGAACAAUGUAGUCUAAGAUUAAAAUAAACCCAGGCACACUGUUUUAAAGCUUUGGCAAAGUGAUGAAUUGACCACUACAGAUUCUAAGCAAUAUUUUGUGAUUAAAGCACCUUAGGAGUGGUCUUAAACUUCACUUGGUGUUACUUGCUAGUUGUGCUCAUUCGUGAUGACAUCAUAGUAAAGGAUGUGGACAAAAAAAUCAUUAAUGACAAAAAAAGUGAAUGCGUUUUCUUCUUGGUAGGUGUGCUGCAAUUGUUGUCAAUGUAAUUUAUCUGGACAAUCUCAAAAAGAGUGGUAUACAAUGUUGCAUUUUGGGAGUGGUGGGUAGGAGGGGAUGUUAUUUAAUGGGCAGUUUUUAAUUUGUGUUUUCGCUAAAGCAAGCACACCUGUCUGUUUUUUUCCCCCCCUUAAGAAAUGCAAGUGUAAAUAGUUUGUUGUAUGCUAUUAAAGGGAUUAAGGGUACUUCAUACACUUUUUUUUUUUUUUUCAUGUAGGUAAAAUAUAUAUAACAAAAUUAAAUGAUAGCUUUUUAACAAUACCACACUGUAAGAUACCAGUGCAGAUGUUUUAUAGUAUAUCAAUAAAAAUUUGUGUUUUAUGUAGCAAUUAUUGCACCUUACUGUACAUGGAAACACCAAAUUGAAUAUUUUUACAUAUGCUUUUAAUACCAUUCUGCUAGGCCAGGGGUCUGCAACCUUCACUAUGAAAAGAGCCAUUUUGCCCCCCCUUCCUCCAAAGAAAAAUAGUCUGGAGCCGCAAAACAUAACACAGCUUAUAAACUUUUAAAAGUUUUAAUCUUUUUUUAGAUUUUACAUGUUACAACCACGGAAUACAACAAACAGAAGUGCAGUGUGCAUGUGUAGGCCUACUUUGAAAUAAAUUAAACUGAACUAUGCAGGCCUAUUUGGGUCCUUCCUAUACCUGUGUAAAAUUAAAAUAAAAACUAGCCCACUUUAAUAUAAAUAAAACAUUUAGCUGUAGCUUAGCAGCUUUAAAAAAGUAAACAUUAAAUUCCAUUUCAGUGUGCUGAAUCAACUGAAGCACCUGAACAUACAAAAAAACCUACAUCAGCUCCGGGUCCGAAAUGAAUGUGUUUUUUUUUCUGAAAAAUAAUAGCAUAUUAAAUGCUAUUGUUCUCACCUGUUUAAUGUGACUUCUGUUCCUGAAGUUCGCUGCUGAUCAUCUCUAUGUCGGGGCUGUACAAUGUGACUUUGACCUUCACACAGGACUGCAGGCUCUCAUGUGUGAGGCGGGAGCGAUAUUUGGACUUUAUGAAGUUCAUGCUUGAGAAAACUUGCUCACUUAAGUAUGUUGAGCCAAAGACGGACAGGACUCCAAAUGCAUAUUUUUUCAUGUUCAUAUACGUUUUGGGAAUGGCACUCCAUGUGUCGAAAACAAAUUUGUCGGGUUUGGGGAGGUUUUCAAUAUCACUCCAUUUGUGCUCUUUAGCGAGAGUAGCCUUCUGACGGGCGACUUCUUCAAGAUCCGCUGUCAGGCAUUUGAACUUGGACACCCAUUAAUCUUUAUCUGCCAUGUCGUCCAGUUCAAUUUCUAGAUCGGGCUUACUUACUCACUCCUGUGAAUGCGGAUGUGUUCAGCAGGGAUGGGUCGAUGUCCAGGGGUGUGACAGGGAAGGAGAGAGUGUGUGUUUUUCCUUUCUGAACUCACUGAAUCUUUCUCUAAAUGCAGCUUGCAUUUUCUGAACAAUUUCCCGUUUGUUUUUAAAGUCGGAGAAUAGAUGUUCUGAUAUUUUUAUGAACGAUUCUUUCAUGUAUUCUCCGUCUGUGAACGGCUUACCCCUCCUUACGAUCUCUUGAGCUGCCACAAAACUAGCAGCUGUAGUUGACUGUGUAGAAGUGAUCCACUUUUUGAAAGUAUGUUUGCUCUGUUCAGCUUUCCGUUGCAGUUCCGAAAUUGCUCUCUUUCGCUUAUCUUCAUUUGGGUAUUUUGAAUGCUGAGUGCUUGUUUCGAAAAUGUCUUUCAACGUUACAUUUUUUGUUGUUCGAUAAUUUAUCGCGACAUAUUAAGCACACCGGUAAGCCAGCGUCGUUGGCGGUGAAGGCAAUUGCUUCUGUCCACGCAGAAUUAAACUCUCUAAAUUAGAUGUUAAAAUGUAUAACAGUAGUAGUCGUAAAUAAACAUAUAUAUAAAUACAACUUAAAUUAAGAAAUUGCCAUUAUUCAUUUUCAUGUUUUUUUUUUUUUGUCAAGGCCAAAGGGAGCCACUACAAGGAGGCUGAAGAGCCGCAUGUGGCUCCAGAGCCGCGGGUUGCCGACCCCUGUGCUAGGCUUACCAUUAGGCACAACUAGUGUGAAAAUAAAAAGUAGUUAACCUUUUAAACCAAGAUCUGUCUUCCUGAGCAGCUGAAAGGUAUAAGAAACUGUUUAAACAAUUUGAAGCAAGGCUUUGGUCCUGUUUCUGUGGGGUUUGUUUUGUUUUGUUUUGUUUUGUUUUGUUUUAGUUUUAGUUUUUUUUUCUCUCCAUGAAAGUCAAGAGUACUUUAUCACACUCUUAAUCUUUUCCCUAAAGGAUCGUUGAAUGACUAUAGAGCCUUACAAUGCAAUAAAAGUAUUUUGCCAAUCGGCUAAAAUUGCCAGUUCAUAGUUGUUUUCUUAAGUAUGUUCAUAAGAAAUUUAGUUUAUAAAAACUUUUUGGGGGGUAUAUAUUUUUCCCUGUUAUAUACUGAUUUAUUUUACUUGCUUUAAAAGGUGGUUCUUGAUCAUAACACAUGUUAUUGUGUACUUUUUUUAAUAAAAUACAAACGUAUUGUCUUUGAAGUUAAAAAUAUUGUGAUUGCUUCAAAGUGGAAACUAAUGGUCUUGUUUUCUGAAGUUUUGUGAGCCACAUUUCAUUUGAUAGAAAUGAAUUUAAGUUGUAAAUAUUCAAAUUUGUAUAUCUAGCUGUUUUAAAAUAGGUGAAAUGUAAAAUGUUUUGGAAAGGAACUUUUAUUUUAAAUGUAAAAUGUACUGUCCAUUUAAAGAAGGACCUAUUUGUUUUUAAGAUGACAGUUCAUUUUCUCCAAAAUAUGAAAAUGUAUAGUUACAUGUUACUGUGUGGUUCCAACAAAGCAAACCAAUAACAUUAUUAAGACAACAAUUAUGCAUUUGGGAAAUAUUAGUAUUUGCAAACACAGUAUUUAUCAUGAACAAGACUCCACAUUUACACACCUAUACCAGCAAUUCAAAGUUUAUAAUAAUUUUUUGAGAACUUAAUUGAACUUAUAGUAAUUAUUUUUGCACCUUGUGCAGCCUGGGCUUAAAUCCUGGGUCCAAAACCUAUUACGAGUGUUAGGUACAAUGUUUCUAAAGAUGUUUGUUAUUCUGUGAUAUAGUUGAAACAUAUGGCUGUGAGUUACUUAAUUUUAAGGAAAAUACGACUAUUUCUUGAUUUCUUUGUGAUGGAUGAAUAUUUGUUUUGCUUGUAUUUUAGUUUACACUUGGGUUAAUAAAGUCCAUAGAGAAACAAAACAUGAAAAACUGAGUAACAGAGUAUACACUUUGGAAAGUGCAAAGCGUUUUAAUUUUGGAUUUUACAUGAUGUAAUAUUUUAUUAAGUAUACCGGGAUUGUUGCUGCUUCUCAAAAAAAUAAACCAAAAAAGAAACUGUAAA
Erpetoichthys calabaricus (reedfish) is the source of this 5987-nucleotide messenger RNA. Its product is annotated as ubiquitin domain-containing protein 1. Lineage: Eukaryota; Metazoa; Chordata; Cladistia; Polypteriformes; Polypteridae. The coding region runs from base 844 to 1536 and encodes 230 amino acids. Gene Ontology annotation, molecular function: protein binding. The transcript has 3 exons. The record is from RefSeq and is a predicted model, not a curated record.